Messenger RNA from Funneliformis geosporum, 183 nucleotides. NCBI's taxonomy places the organism in Eukaryota, Fungi, Glomeromycota, Glomeromycetes, Glomerales, Glomeraceae. The record is from the annotation of a GenBank genome assembly.
AUGGUUAUAAAAAACAAUUUAGAAAAAUCCGUAAAUAACUUGGAAGCGAGAAUUAAAGAGUUAGAGCAAAGUAACGAAGGGUUACGUUCACAAUUCAAAUAUUUAGAAGAAAGGGUCGGAGCGAGUGAAGAAGAAACUAAAGUCAAGCAAGAAAUUAUUAAUGAUUUAGAAGUCAAGGAUUAG